UAACACUCCAUAGCCCAGCACAAUGCGUGUCAGAGAUCUGUCUGUGCGACACAAGAGUAGAUGUGUGCUCCUAAUCUAGUUUAUCACUGAACUGCGCGAGAGAGAGAUUCGACAAAACACGACUCACACCACAACAUCAGUCAACGCGAGGAUUUCCAAGUGUGGGAUAUAAUGCCGGCGAUUAUAGGUAAAAAUUCCGACAUGGAGUUCGACUCUCUACAACCCUGCUUCUACCCGGGCGAGGAUGACUUCUAUUUCUGCGGCCCCGACUCUGCGCCACCCGGAGAGGACAUCUGGAAGAAAUUCGAGUUGCUGCCCACGCCGCCCCUCUCCCCGAGCCGAGCGGCGCUACCGGGGGAGCUGGCCUUCGCGUCAGGGGGAGACAGAGGCGACUCGGAAGCAGGUCCCAUGGGUUUUGGAUUAGGCGACCCGCUGGGCUGCGACUGGGCUUCAGAGCUCCUGUUCCUGCCCGAAGACGAUAUUUGGGGCGCGUCGGACGGAGACCUGUUCGGCGGCUGCUCCGCAUUGGAUAGUAACCCCAACUCCAUUAUCAUUCAGGACUGUAUGUGGAGCGGCUUCUCGGCCAGGGAAAAGCUCCAGAGGGUGGUCACAGAAAAGCUAGGCAAAGCCAUCUCCACCGCGGCUGCCUGUGGAGUUAGUAAAAAUGUCACUACCGCCGCGGCCAUCACAACCAAGGCGCCGGAGCUGAGUAUGGACCCCACGAUAGUCUUCCCUUUCCCCAUCAACAAAAGAAACGGUAGCAGCAGCAGCAGAUGUCCACCUGGUACGGCCCCCGCCACUACUGCCCACUGUAGCGCAGAGGAAACUCCGAGCGACUCCGAAGAAGAUGAUGAAGAUGAUGACGAAGAUGAGGAGGAAGAUGAGGAGGAGGACGAUGACGACUCAGACGGCGAAGAGAUUGAUGUGGUCACUGUGGGGAAGCGGCGUGGCUUGUCGCCAAUGGCGACUGGCACGGUCACCAUCUCGGUGCGGUCGAAGACGGGCACCGCUUCUGGUGCUGUGGUCUCAUCUGGUGUCGUGAGCCGAUUCGUCAGCAACCGGGGGUCUGCGGGGUCAAACUGUCAUGGGCAGGAGUUGAUCCUCAAGCGGAGCUCGGUCCACCAGCAGCAGCACAACUACGCCGCUCCCUCGCCGUACGCCUCUGACGACGAUCACGCGCCCCCCUCCAAGAAACACAAGUCAUCUAACGCUCCUCGUCAAUACUCCCGUCCCACCUCUUCAUCAUCAUCACCAUCAUCCUCGACAUUCUGCGGCUCCCUGACUGUGCCAUCAUCAACAAUGCCAGGUUCUAGAUCCAAACGCCACGCCAGCGGUGCCAGUAGCCCACGCUGCGGCUCCUCCGGUAACUCCGACUCCGAAGACUCCGAACGGCGGCGAAACCACAAUAUCCUGGAACGCCAGCGGCGCAACGACCUGCGCUCAAGUUUCCUCACGCUCCGCGAUCAUGUGCCCGAACUGGCGAGGAACGAGAAGGCGGCCAAGGUGCUGAUCUUGAAGAAAGCGGCGGAGUAUGUGUCGUCACUGGAGACAGAUGAACUGCGACUGACUCAGGAGAAGGACAGGCUGCAGGCACGGAGGCAACAGCUAAUGAAGCGACUCGAGCAGGCCAGGACUUGCUAAGACUUUUUAGUGGCACAUGACACACACACACACACACACACACACACACACACACACACACACACACACACACACACACACACACAUAUACAAAA
Molecule: messenger RNA, 1736 nt
Organism: Oncorhynchus keta (chum salmon)
Lineage: Eukaryota; Metazoa; Chordata; Actinopteri; Salmoniformes; Salmonidae
Product: N-myc proto-oncogene protein-like
Exons: 3
Coding region: 172-1641 (489 amino acids)
Biological process (GO): regulation of transcription by RNA polymerase II
Molecular function (GO): DNA-binding transcription factor activity, RNA polymerase II-specific; RNA polymerase II cis-regulatory region sequence-specific DNA binding; protein dimerization activity
Source: RefSeq, a predicted model, not a curated record